GAGGGCGGGGCCGAAAGAGGGGGAGAGAGAGAAAGAGAGAGAACCAAAGAGGAAAAAGAAUAUUAUAAACCUGUGGGAGAUUUUUUGAAAUUACAAAUUUGACAAAAAGAGAACAGAACGAGAAAAACACAGAAAAGAAACAGACAGCAACAGAGAAAAACAGACUGCAGAGAGAGAAGGGAAGACGCAGUGGAGUGUUCCGCGAGGAGAGGGGCGGUGCGAAAAGAGAGAAAGCGAGAGAGAGAGAGAGAGAGAGAGAGAGACGCAGCGGGACUUCAAGUUGGAGAACACUAAACGGUCGCCAGCUCUCCUGAAAAAGGCUCUGAAAAAAACAUCACACGCCAACGUGCUGGAGCCGCACGCCAUGGACGACACGGUGACCAAACCUCCCGAGCAGUAAAAAAAAUGUGAUAUUUACAGACAGCCACCUCAAAGAGAGAAAGAGAGAGAGAGAGCGGCUCCCCCACCCCCUCCUCUUUUUCCUCAUCCUCAUCUUUACCGGGUAAUCUCGUCUCAGGUGCUCCGUCCUCCGUCGUGUCGGCUGAACCUGGGGGGAAAAUGAAGAAGUUUAACAUCCGGAAGGUGCUGGACGGUCUCACGGCCGUGUCGUCCCCCUCGCCGUCCCCGCAAACAGGGGCUAAGGAGAACGACUUCAUCAUCCCGGAGACCCUCCAGUCCGAGCACUUUCAGCUCUGCAAGACUGUCCGCCAUGGCUUUCCCUAUCAGCCGUCUUCAAUGGCAUUUGACCCGGUCCAGAAAAUCCUUGCCAUUGGGACUCAGAGUGGAGCUUUACGAUUAUUUGGUCGACCCGGUGUGGAAUGUUACUGUCAGCAUGAGAGCGGAGCAGCCGUCAUCCAGUUACAAUUCCUUAUCAACGAGGGGGCGCUAGUGAGUGCUCUAGCCGACGAUAGCAUUCACCUAUGGAACCUGCGUCAGAAGAGACCGGCCGUGCUGCACUCGCUCAAGUUCAACAGGGAGAGGAUAACGUUCUGUCAUCUGCCUUUCCAAAGCAAGUGGUUGUAUGUCGGCACGGAGCGAGGAAACAUCCACAUCGUAAACGUGGAGUCUUUCACCCUCUCAGGAUACACCAUCAUGUGGAACAAAGCCAUUGAACUGUCCUCCAAGGCCCACCCUGGUCCUGUCGUCCACAUAAGUGAUAACCCAAUGGAUGAAGGCAAGCUCAUAAUAGGAUUUGAGUCUGGCAUCGUGGUGUUGUGGGAUUUGAAAUCAAAGAAGGCUGACUACCGCUACACUUAUGACGAGGCGAUCCAUUCUGUGGCCUGGCACCACGAGGGGAAACAGUUCAUCUGCAGUCACUCAGAUGGCACACUGACCAUAUGGAAUAUAAAGUCCCCAGCCAAGCCUGCACAGACAAUCACCCCACAUGGAAAGCAGCCCAAGGAUGGAAAGAAGCCAGAGCCAUGCAAACCCAUUCUCAAAGUAGAGUACAAGACUACGAGAGCAGGGGAUCCGUAUAUGAUCCUAUCUGGUGGUUUAUCGUACGACACGGUUGGUCGGCGGCCAUGUUUGACGGUAAUGCAUGGGAAGAGCACUGCGGUGCUGGAGAUGGACUAUCCCAUUGUAGACUUUCUCACACUCUGUGAAACGCCAUAUCCUAAUGAUUUUCAGGAACCUUAUGCUGUAGUGGUCCUUCUAGAAAAGGAUUUAGUUGUUAUCGACCUUGCACAAAAUGGUUAUCCUAUCUUUGAGAACCCGUAUCCCUUGACAAUUCACGAGUCUCCAGUGACGUGUUGUGAGUACGUCGCUGACUGUCCUGCGGACCUCAUACCUGCACUUUACUCAGUCGGCUCCCGCCAAAAACGACAGGGCUACAGCAAAAAGGAAUGGCCUAUUAGUGGUGGAAACUGGGGCCAGGGCACACAAAGCUACCCUGAAAUAAUAAUUACUGGGCAUGCUGAUGGUUCGGUAAAGUUUUGGGAUGCCUCUGCAAUAAUGCUCCAGGUGCUGUACAAACUGAAGACGGCCAAGGUGUUUGAGAAGACGCGCAGUAAGGAGGAGAAGCCAAAUACAGAGAUUGUGGAUGAGGAUCCAUUUGCCAUCCAGCUCAUGUCAUGGUGCCCAGACAGCCGCAUGUUGUGUGUGGCGGGAGUGUCCGCCCACGUCAUCAUCUACAGAUUCAGCAAGCAGGAAAUCGCCACCGAGGUUGUACAGUUACUGGAAGUCAGAUUGCAGUAUGAGCUGAAUGACCUAGAGUCACCAGAAGGGGGUGGGUACCAGACGCCAGCUCCUCCCACUCCGAGCACCUCCCCUAGCCCACAGACCUCCGGCCCCCAGACGCACCACUCCACCAGCAGCAACUCAUCAGAUGGCAUAAGAGAUAACGUUCCCUGUCUGAAGGUACGCAAUAGUCCCCUGAAGCAGUCUCCAGGUUAUCAGGUGGAAUUGGUGGUGCAGUUGGUGUGGGUCAGCGGAGAGCCUCCCCAGCAGAUCAGCAGCCUCGCCAUCAACUCUUCGUAUGGCCUGGUGGUGUUUGGCAAUACUAAUGGCCUGGCAGUGGUAGAUUAUCUCCAGAAGACCGUUCUUUUGAAUCUGAGCACCAUGGAGUUGUAUGGAUCCAAUGACCCAUAUCAGAGGCAACCCCGGUCACCUCGCAAGAGCAGACAACCUUCUGGAGGGCUGUGUGACAUCAACGAGGGCUCGGCCACGUCGGAGGACCGCUGCAAAUCCCCCACCUCAGUGUUGAUGUCUAACCAUCAGCAGUUCUACAAUGGCGGAGGUAGAGGAGCAAAGAUGUCACGGAAAUUAAGCUUGCCUACUGAGCUAAAGCCAGACUUGGUCCUACUCUCUGUAUGUCCCCCGCGGGCUGCAUUACCCCUAGACAACAGGGACAACUCCUUCAGCCGCUCACGGAGCUCCAGUGUGACCAGCAUCGAUAAAGAAGCACGCGAGGCCAUCACAUCAUUCUACUUUUGUGAGACGUACACACGUAAGACAGACAGCACCUUGACCCCAGCCCUGUGGGUGGGCACUUCUCUGGGCACUGUCCUCUCCAUUUCCCUAAGCAUGCCCCCAGCUGGAGAGCAGAGGCUACUGCAGCCAGUCAUCGUCUCACCCAGUGGCACUCUCAUCAGACUAAAAGGCAGCAUCCUCCGGAUGGCCUUCCUAGAUGCUACUGGGUCCUUCCUGCCCCCGCCCUCUGAGCUGUGGUAUGAGCCCAACGCCCCAGCUAACGGUGAGGAGAGAGAGAGGGUGAGGAAGAGACGUCCAGUGUCUGUCUCUCCGUCCACUUCGCAAGAACUGAAUGAGCACCAGUACGCCGUGGUGUGCUCAGAGAAACAGGCCAAAGUGAUCGCCCUGCCCUCACAAACCUGCAUCUUCAAGCACAACAUCACCGAGACAUCCUUUGUCCUGCGGGCUGAUGUGGUACAGACUGGCCCUGGCAUCUGUGUGGCCUGCUUCUGUGCAAACGGCCACAUCAUGACCCUCAGUUUGCCAGGGCUGAGACCGUUACUGGAUGUCAACUACCUGCCACUGACAGACAUGAGGAUAGCCAGAACCUUCUGCUUUACUAACCUGGGCCAGGCUAUGUACCUGACCUCCCCCACUGAGAUUCAGAGGAUAACGUACAGCCAGGAUGUCUGUGAGAAUCUGCAGGAGAUGCUGGGUGAGCUGUUCACUCCGGUAGAGACGCCAGAGGCUCCAAACCGGGGAUUCUUUAAGGGCCUUUUCGGAGGAGGGGCGCAGUCACUGGACAGAGAAGAACUCUUUGGGGAGUCAGGUGCAGGGAAGGCGUCCCGGAGCCUCGCCCAGCACAUUCCUGGCCCGGGGGGCAUCGAGGGCAUGAAGGGGGCAGCAUCGGGCAUUGUGGGUGACCUGGCUCGCGCACGGAUAGCACUAGAUGAAAGGGGGCAGAAACUGAGCGAGGUGGAGGAGAGGACAGCGGCUAUGAUGGCUAGCGCCGACUCUUUCUCCAAGCACGCUCACGAGAUGAUGCUGAAGUGUAAGGACAAGAAAUGGUACCAGUUCUGAUCUGCGGACCAGCACAGAGCCUAAAGGGACUCAGCCACCUUCCUAAAGAGCAUUAUCCUCCUCUCAUUCUUCUCUCCUCCUCUUCUUCCAUCUCUUUUCUGCUGGAACAGUUGGAUCCCUCUUUCUUUCUUGGCACAAUGUUGAAUACUGUGUUGACCUCAGUCCUGCUGUAGGAUCUGCAGGGGGGUGUAUGAAACAUGGACCACAGCUCAAAAAAGAUAACAGUACAACCACUACGACAGUGUCUGCUUUUUUGUUGUUUUGUUUCUUUAUUAUUGCCAUCCUCCCUCCUGUGGCGAAUUGUCUCUCAAGGGCCGUGCAGUUCCAUUUCCUCAUAUUCACGCUGUCGUUUCUGCGUUCACCUCUGUCCUUCUCACGAGGAACACCAGUGGGGAAAAAAAGACAAACAGAAACAAAAUAAUACAU
Messenger RNA from Colossoma macropomum (tambaqui), 4416 nucleotides. It is a transcript of the gene stxbp5a, whose product is annotated as syntaxin binding protein 5a (tomosyn). Bases 559 to 3990 code for a protein of 1143 amino acids. Gene Ontology annotation, molecular function: myosin II binding; GTPase activator activity; syntaxin binding. The transcript is spliced from 27 exons. Lineage: Eukaryota; Metazoa; Chordata; Actinopteri; Characiformes; Serrasalmidae. Gene Ontology annotation, biological process: regulation of protein secretion; regulation of exocytosis. Gene Ontology annotation, cellular component: plasma membrane; SNARE complex; cytoplasm. The record is from RefSeq and is a predicted model, not a curated record.